Amyelois transitella is the source of this 5882-nucleotide messenger RNA. RefSeq names its product homeobox protein OTX1 (gene oc). The record is from RefSeq and is a predicted model, not a curated record. Gene Ontology annotation, biological process: regulation of transcription by RNA polymerase II. Bases 436 to 1872 code for a protein of 478 amino acids. NCBI's taxonomy places the organism in Eukaryota, Metazoa, Arthropoda, Insecta, Lepidoptera, Pyralidae. The transcript is spliced from 5 exons. Gene Ontology annotation, molecular function: RNA polymerase II cis-regulatory region sequence-specific DNA binding; DNA-binding transcription factor activity, RNA polymerase II-specific. Gene Ontology annotation, cellular component: nucleus.
UUUAACAGCGCGAGCGUCUGCGUACAGCGCUCUCGGUCGCCCCGGCUAACAAUAGACAUUCGAUAUUCGAAAACCGGUGUCGAUGACCAGUGCGUGACUUUAUUUUUUUUUAAUUUAUUUUCCCAACGGCCUAUUUCACAACGAAUUUUUUUAAUUUUUAAUUUCAUAAACUUUGGCAAAGACGUGUAACUGAAUGUUGUAGAUUAGUAUGUUUAUUGAUAAGAUAAUUUCUGUAAAAACUUAUUUGUGCCGCGGCUACAGAGUGAUCGAUCGUCAAUAAUCGUCAUUAAUUAACGUUUUUUAAGUGCCGUUAUCAAAGUGCGUUUAUUAAAUCUAGAAGUUUUGGAUUUGGACUUAAAAAGAACGCCAUGACCCAGCGUACCGAACACAGCCAGUGACACAGCAUGUGUCCGGAGCCCUGGGUGCGGUAGCAACAUGGCUCUCAUCACCAACUCCGCCGCGGCCCCCACCACCUGCCCCACGGGCCCGCAAGCCCAUCACUCGGCGACGCCACUACACCACUAUCUCUCCUACCUGAACAAACCGUCACCACACCCUUACGCGCACCACGCGAGCGCUCACCACAUGGGUAUGGGCCCGGGGCCCCUGGGUGGGCUUGGCCCGUUUGGGCUGGCCCACCAUGGACUUGAAGCGGUCGGGUUUCCACAGGGCGUGAACCCUAGAAAGCAGAGGCGGGAGAGGACAACCUUCACCCGGGCACAGCUGGAUGUCCUGGAAACCCUGUUCGGGAAGACCAGAUAUCCUGACAUCUUCAUGAGAGAAGAGGUCGCUUUGAAGAUCAAUUUGCCGGAGUCAAGAGUUCAGGUGUGGUUCAAAAAUCGUCGAGCCAAAUGCAGACAACAGUUGCAACAACAAAACAAUUCUCAAAUGCCAGCCAAGACUUCAAGUGGCUCAAAAUCCUCAUCUCUAUCCUCUAGUAAUAAUCUAAAAGGUUCCAACAACACAUCGUCUUCUUCAUCAAAAAUAAGCACUUCCAAAUCUCUCACGAGUUCUGCGUCUAGUAUCGCUAACUCAUCAAGUAUAACCACAUCAUCUCCAAACCUUCCUAUAACGCCUACAACAUCAGUCAGCCCGCCAAUCAACGUCAUUUGUAAAAAAGAAUCAGCCCCUAAUUACGACUCUUCAAUAAACAAGAACAGUUUAGUCUCCCACCAUUACUCCAACGACGCUAUAAGACUCAAGGAAUCGAGUCCUUCAGACGUGAACGCUCACGGCUACGGAGUGACUCCGAAACAAGAAUUGUAUAACAGUCCAAAAAGGUUGGACUAUUCGAGUAAAUUAGAUUAUUCUGACAAGGCUUUCGGAAGCAGUCUUGUGAAAGACCAGUACAGUUCUCGUCUGCAGGGGAACCUGACGCCUUUGGGGUCUAAUUCUUCGAUAAUGACGACUCCUUCCCCUCCCAUUACGCCACAGAGUCUCAACGGCCCGGGGAAUGUGUAUCAUCCGGAUAACUACAACAGCUUCCAUUGGCCAGGCAGCUCGGACUACAUUCGGAGCUACUCCAGCUCUCACCAUCAUCAAGGAUACGCGCAGAGCGCUUACAAUUCGUACUACCCAAGUCAGAUGGAAUACUUCAACGGCUCGGCAGUGAACCAGUCGCACGGCGGCCACCACGGCCACAACCUGACGACGAACGGCAACCAGCUUUACAACCAGGUGUCGUUCAGCAACGCCUCCCCGCCCGCGGCCUGGACCUCCCACCACAACAUCCUGUCUUCCGGCGCCGAGUCGCCAGAAACUCAACAGAAUUCCUCCCACCUCAGUAUGCUCCAAGCCUCGCAAAUAACUAAUUUCCCCAACGCGGGGAACAGCUACUUCGCGCCUGAAAAGUACGGCAUUAACAUGGUUUAGUGAUUGGUAACUUCUAGUCUUGUGUUGUAUAAAUGUGUAUAGUUCCCGAUUCAUGAUCAUUUUGAUUUGGUUUUGACUAUUGAAAUUAAAAUAAGCAUAUUUUUUCUUGAUUUUAAUUUUGAUAGACCACUUCUGCUCGUAAUUUUACAUUUUGAUGUACUAAAGUUGUUCAUGUUGUUGAUGCGUAAGUGCUAACAUAUCAGAGAGUGUUUAAUUGAUCAAAGUGACAUCUAUUGGACAAUUUUGUCGAAUUAAUUGUAGAUCGGACUUAGUGCGUAAGUUUUUUUUUUUUUAUUUGAAAUAAUUUUAUCAUUUUGAUUUUAUUUUAUCUACGGCCACAUAAAAAGUUUUGGCAAGACUUAAUCUUAUACUGGGGCAAAACGAUAAAGUAUAAUGUGAUAUUUAGCAGUUAUUGAUACAUUUUUAUUUGACAGUAAAUCUUCUUCUUCUAUAUCUAUCUAUACUUAUAAUAAAUCUGUAGAGAGGUCAAUUCUGUACAUGGAAUAUAUUUUCAAAAUAACUAUCAGGGGGUGAUUAGUGAUCGAUACUGAUGCCAAAAAUGCAAUCAGUAAAAUUUUUGUCUGUCUGUCUGUCUGUCUGUAUGUUCUUUAUAGAAACAAAAACUACUUGACGGAUUUUAACGAAACUUGGUACAGUUAUUCUUCAUACUCCUGAGCAGGUUAUAGUAUAACUAUAUAUUAAUAUUGUGAAGUUGACGUUGUUGAAGAAAAUGCUGCAGUGCAGUUUGUUACCGCUUCUUCUGCACUGACGCCUUGGAAGCGGCAGUAAACUUAGUUUUUAAGUAAUUUAUUUGACGUCAACCAAGUUGUUUAACCAUACGACAAUUAUUAAGCGAUAUAAUAAUGAAUAAAAAAUUUUGAAUUUUUGAAUUUUGAGUAUACUUUUCAUUACGCUACAAUCACUAAGAGCAGAGCAGUGAAAGGAAAUGUUGGGAAAACGGGAGAAGUUACUUGAUUUUUUAAGCUUCCGUCGCGUAUGCAGCCUUAAUGGUUAAAGAUACAGCGAAACCAUGUAUAACGGAAAUAUUCUACAUAAAAUUAUUAAAAAAAUAUCUCAAUACAGCAUAAGUCUAUCUUUUAUGGUUGACUCACAAUAACACGUGUAAUUUCCCGCGCUACGUGAGGAUCCGCAGGGACCUGAAGUGGGAGAACCUAGAUAUUCGAGAGGGCAGACAGACGGACAGACAGACAGACAGACAAAAAUUCUAAAAAAAAUUGUUUUGGCUUCUAUUGACCCUAAAAAGACCCCUUAUAUUUUCUUUUUCUUAAAUAUCUUCAAUGUACAGACAAAGUUCAGUUACAGUUUUAUUAUAUGUUUGGAUAACGUCUAGCUGCAACUAUUAGAAGCGAAGAAAUAAUGGAAAAUGUGAAAAAAAUCGGGGAAGGAGCAUCCUUGAGGGCUUCAAUGAUGCCCAAAAUAACUAUUCCACGCGGACGAAGUCGCAGGCACAGCUAGUUAACAAUAUAUCUAAAGUAACAAUACUCAACUUCGUAUAACAUUAGGACUUGCUAAGAAUUUUACACUUUUAAAAAAGACUAAAAUUGAAAUACUUGAAAAAAGAUUACCAAAAUUGCCCAAUAGAUAGCGUCAUACUGAUGUUCAGUCUAAAAUAGGAACGUCAUGGAACCAUGAUUACCAGGCAAUUCAGUUCUGAAAUAUAAUAUCUGGCUAAUGAAAGUUGUCCACACAAAAUUAUGACAGUUCCAUAAAACUUAAAUGUACUUUUUUUAUUCAAACAAAACUAUCUAACCUUACCUGUAAUUCGAUUGUAAUUUAAUAAAGUUUUUGAAUGUUUACGGCUUUCAUUACCCAAAUUUUAUAACGAGUAAUUGUGUAACAAAUUUUAGUAUUUUCUCUACAAACUGACUUUAUUUUCUUUUUUAUUUUUGGUUUCUGAACCAUAACACGCAUGGCAAUUUAUCGAAUUGUGUCAUAAGGCCUAUGUUAUGAAUCGAAAGUUAUAUUAUGUAAGUAAAUUAAGUGUGUUAAUAGAGAUAUGUUUUUCAUAUACAUUUACCCAGAUUCCUAUGUAAAAACUCCUGAGCCAUAUCAUGUGUAUAUUUUAUGCUAGAUUUAGUUAGUGACGGCGACUGCCAAUUAAAUAUAGUUAUAUUGUAAAUAUUAAGUGUUUAAGAUUUUUAUUUAUAAAUGAGGGUUUGUACAUAAUGUGUGCUCCGCCUCCUAAUUAUUUCUCUUUAUAUUUCAUUUAACAUGUCGACCCAACUAACCUCUUGUUACAUAGACUAUGUGACGUGCAUUUUAACAAAUCCAAUGACAUAGUUUUAAACUAUAGUCUAGAUAAGGCUUACUUUAGGUACUUAAUUAAAUGUUAAAAAAAAGAAAAAAGAAAAUUAAAUAACAGAUGUUAUAAUGAUAAAUUUUUGCUAUUAAUCGUAAUUUAUUUUUUGAUUACAUACUUUUUAAAGUUGUUUAGUUGUUAACCUUUAUUAUGACUAGAGCUGUAACAAACUGUAUGUAUUCGGUACUGAGUAACGGGUGUGCGCUCUGGUACCGAGUAACGAAACGUUACUCUCGAAUGUAUUUCGUUAAUCGCACGAUUUCGUUCCUCGCAUUUAUUGUAUAAUGGGUUCAUUUCACGCAGGUAAGUGGAUGCUUGACAAGCACCAACAUACGAAUCGAUUCGUUUCGUUGGGUUAUACUGAGGUAUCAAAAGUAACGAGUAACGUAACGAUACGAUAGUAACAAGUACUCAUUUUUAUAGUAACGAAUACAUACCUCUAAUUAUGACCUAAACAAAUGGUCUGUAGUUGAUUUAAAAAAAAAAAGAAAGCGUGUUACUCACAUACAUAAAUCCUUUGUAACAAGGUCAAAGUUAGGCGAAGACGGAAAUAAUUUGCUCAACAAACCUCAAGCUACCUACAGAUUGGAAUUGGGUCUUAAAUAGAGGCAGAUUUCUAGAAAUAUACCAUUAAAGAUUUGAAAAUAGGAUGCAAUGUAUCAAUUCGUGUUCCGUUAUUCGCGAAUCUAAAACGGCUUUAUUUUUCAUUAUCUGAGAUUUUAAACAUCAAGAUAGGAGAGAGAAAACUUGCCUUUUCAAUAUUCAUAAAAAUACCAAGACCAUGUGGUUGGGAGGCAUAGGCAUUAAAUCUUAAAGCCGGUAAAUAUGUGCUGAUGAUGUGACAGUAACAUAAAGCUGUCGAGUAGUAUGAUGACCUCGUGGCUGCAUUAUUCAUAAUAUACAUAAUCACGUCUAUAUCCCUUGCGUGGUAGACAGAGCCAACAGUUUUAUUAAUAAAUCACAAAAAGGUAUUAAAAUCAGUUAGGUCCUGCCUAUCUUUAACUUUUCUUUAUCAUCACAGAAACUCAAAAAUCUGUUAAUUUUGUUAUUAUCAAGAAAGUCAUAAGUAAUUAGGAGGCCGAUUGUAAAUGUGAUUAAUCAUAAGUAAUUUUUAAGAUUGAAGUCUAUGAUGAAAUUUUGUUAUUACUCGAAAUGUUUCAAAGAGCGCCAAGUCAGAUGAUUCUACACACACAGAUGUCAAAGUGUUCAAUUUUAAUAGUCUUCAAAGAAAUGGAUUACGUAUAACGCAAUCUUAAAUGUAUACAAAAAUGAACAUUGCAGUCUGAAGUAAAAUAUUUAUUUUUUAUUUAUGGGAAGUAGGAAUCUGGCUUCUAAAUGGUUAUUUUUUAAACCAAUGAGCAAAGGCAUUUUCUUACUCUUGCAUCUGAUUGGUCACAAAAAACUGGUGUAACGUUAAUUUUAAAUUCAAAUCGAUGUUCUAAGAUUAUAUUGACAUUAAACUGGACUAAAGGUCAUGUAAUUUGAUAUUUUUACAAAAAGAAUGCAAAUAUGUGUAUAAAAUGUAUGUAUGAAACCCGUAAAGAGAUUAUUAGUUAAAUAUUUUUUUUUGUUUUAUCAAGCUUAAGUAUUUAAAUGUAAUUUAUUAUAUUAAAUUCUAAGCUUGGACAUAGCUAAGUUAGAAUAAAACAUAGUACUUUAUGUAUGACAUUAAUAAAAGAGUUAAAGAGUC